AUGGCCAUACAAAUUGGGGAGAGGCCCUAUGAGUGUCCUGAGUGUCAGAAGAGGUUUCGGAUCAGCUCAGCUCUCCUCCUGCACCAGCGGAUUCACUCAGAGAAGAGGCCCUUCUGCUGCCCUGAUUGUGGGAAGGGCUUCAAGUGCAACUCCAACCUCGUCAGGCACCGGCUCAUGCACACCGGGGAGAGGCCCCACGAGUGCCCCACGUGUGGGAAGAGGUUUCAGGCCUGCUCCAAUCUCCUCAGGCAUCAAAGGAUUCACACAGAUGAGAGGCCCUUCCGCUGCCCUGACUGCGGGAAGGGCUUCAAGCAAAACUCCCACCUCAUCAGGCACCGACGCAUCCACACUGGGGAGACGCCCUACGGCUGUCAUGAGUGUGGACAGAGCUUCAGCCAGGGAUCAGAGCUGGUGGCCCAUGAGCAGCUUCAUGAUGGGGAGAAGCCCCACAAGUGCUUGGAGUGUGGGAAGAGCUUCAGGCAGAGCAGCAAUCUUGUCCGCCACCAGAUGAUCCACACUGGGGAAUGGGCCUAUGAGUGUGGGGAGUGUGGGAAGGGCUUCAGCUACAGCUCAGAACUCAUCAGGCACCAACGCAUCCACACUGGGGAGAGGCCCUAUGAGUGUCCCCAGUGUCAGAAGAGGUUUCACACCAGCUCCAAUCUCCUCCUGCAUGAGCGGAUUCACACAGAUGAGAGGCCCUUCCGCUGUCCUGAUUGCGGGAAGGGGUUCAAGUAAAACUCCCACCUUGUCAGGCACCGGCGCAUCCACAGUGGGGAGAGGCCCUAUGAGUGUCCCCAGUGUCAGAAGACGUUUCACACCAGCUCCAAUCUCCUCCUGCAUGAGCGGAUUCACACGGAUGAGAGGCCCUUCCACUGCCCUGACUGUGGGAAGGGCUUCAACCGCAACUCCCACCUCGUCAGGCACUGGCGCAUCCACACUGGGGAGAGGCCCUGUGAGUAUCCCCAGUGUGGGAAGAGCUUUACCCCGAGCUCGCAUUUGACGAGACACCAAAGGAGGCAUUCGGGAGAGAAGCCCCACAAGCGCUUGGAGUGUGGGAAGAGCUUCAGGCAGAGCAGCAAUCUUGUCCGCCACCAGAUGAUCCACACUGGGGAAUGGCCCUAUGAGUGUGGGGAGUGUGGGAAGGGCUUCAGCUACAGCUCAGAACUCGUCAGGCACCAACGCAUCCACACUGGGGAGAGGCCCUAUGAGUGUCCUGACUGUGGGAAGAGGUUUCACACCAGCUCCAAUCUCCUCCUGCAUGAGCGGAUUCACACGGAUGAGAGGCCCUUCCGCUGUCCUGACUGCGGGAAGGGCUUCAACCGCAACUCCCACCUCGUCACCCACCGGCGAAUCCACACUGGGGAGAGGCCCUAUGAGUGUCCCCAGUGUGGGAAGAGCUUCACCCAGAGCUCGCACUUGACGAGACACCAACGGAGGCAUCGUUAAGAGAAGCCCUGCAAAUGCCCCAACUGCAAGGAGACCUUCGAGCCUGGCUCCAGCUUCAUACCCAACUGGAGGACCCACGUUGGGAAGAGACCUGUGAUCCAUGCUGGGAAGACACCUGUCCCUUCUCCUGCCCCUGCCAAUG
Molecule: messenger RNA, 1588 nt
Organism: Passer domesticus (house sparrow)
Lineage: Eukaryota; Metazoa; Chordata; Aves; Passeriformes; Passeridae
Product: zinc finger protein 271-like
Exons: 6
Source: RefSeq, a predicted model, not a curated record